This is a messenger RNA of Triplophysa rosa, 2364 nucleotides long. RefSeq names its product synaptotagmin XIX (gene syt19). Lineage: Eukaryota; Metazoa; Chordata; Actinopteri; Cypriniformes; Nemacheilidae. Gene Ontology annotation, cellular component: axon; synapse. Gene Ontology annotation, biological process: calcium-ion regulated exocytosis; vesicle fusion; regulation of calcium ion-dependent exocytosis. The record is from RefSeq and is a predicted model, not a curated record. The transcript is spliced from 10 exons. Gene Ontology annotation, molecular function: SNARE binding; clathrin binding; calcium ion binding. The coding region runs from base 540 to 1715 and encodes 391 amino acids.
GUACGGGCAUCCACAGAGCAGCAGUCAUUAAUAUGUCCUCUCUGCUGGGUUCAGAAGAGCUUAACUGGGGUGAACAAUCCAACAGUUUUAAAUGGUACCCCUACAGAGCAUCAAAGAGUGCUCUUAACAUAAUCACCAGAUGUUUGGCAGUCGACUUGGAGGAACAUGGAAUCUUGUGUAUGGCUCUGCAUCCAGGCUGGGUACGCACUUGAUAUGGGUGGACCAGAGGCACCACUGAUCACAGAGGAGAGCAUUGCCUCUGUGUUGAAUGUAAUUGGCGGCUUGAGUGAAAGGGAUCACGGUUCAUUUCUUCACUAUAAUGGCGAAGAACUGCCCUGGUGAAGCUCUAAAGAUUCACAAAGCAGAAGGCUGGUUAAUAUAAGCUGAAUGAAGAAGUGAUCAGACUGGUUUUCCUCUGUGUUUACUGAUCAGCUGUCAGGUGAUCACUGUGUGGUUAAAAAUGGAUCCAUUCUGUCUGUCUGCAAUAGUGGAAAUAAUGGAGGGAAAAUAACACUAAAGGGUUACAUUAACAGAAAGACAUGAUUGACUUUUCCACCCAGGGUCUGUCCUUUGGAGAAAUUCAGCUACUGUUCUCAGAGGAAAUUGAAUAUUGUAUUUUGGGUGUAUCAGCUACAAUUUUUCUUGUAGUCCUCUGCCUUCUGAUAUGGCAGAUUUACCGUUACUGUACAACGCUUUCUGUUUCACAAAGAGCUGCAGACGGUUUGUCGGCCAAAAGUGGAGGUUUUCAGUAUGCUACACAAACAAGAGAAACCAAGCUUGAGGUUCUGAACCGGCACCGAAUGUCGCCGGGCUCCUCAUAUACCAACCUAGGCAGCAGUCUGGAUCUGGCCAGCAAGGUAGAUCCAGAUGAAGAGCACGCCCAGGGAUCCCUGCGCUUUUCCCUGUUUUAUGAUAAGCUGCAGUCCAGAUUGGUGGUGACGGUUCUGGACGCUCAGUAUCUGGCCGUGCGAGACUUCAGUCGCAGCGUAGAUCCCUUCGUUUGGGUACGGCUGCUGUGGGCAGAGAGAGAGGACAAGGACCAGAGUUCACUGCAGUGUGUUCUGCAUGAGUGGCAGACGCGUCUGGUAAAGAAGAGCUGCAGUCCUGUGUUUGGAGAUCAGUUCUCUUGCACUCUGGAUGAGGAGGAGGUUUCCAGAGUCACUGUUAGAUUUGAGGUUAGGGAUUAUGAUAAAUACUCAAGAUAUGGAAUCCUGGGAGAGGCCCGGGUGUCCCUAAACUGUCUGAAAAUAUCAUAUCCGCUGGAGUUAAGAUACAACCUGCACGUACCAAAGAAAGAUAUGGUUGGUGAGGUGCUCCUGUCUCUAAAAUAUAUGCCCACAUCUCAGAGGCUGGAGGUGGGAGUGCUUAAGAUCAGAACUGUUUCUCAUCCCACUAAGACUGAGCGAGUUCUAUAUGCCAAAGCCAGCGUCAUCUGCAACCAAUGCAAACUUCGGCAUCAGAGAACCGCACAGAGGAAGCGUUGGGAAAUGACUGUGUUCAAUGAGGUCCUCACUUUUCUUCUUCCAGAUCCUCAGAUCAGUGAGUGCUCCAUUAUCGUCGCCGUGUACGAACUACACCCUGCACAGAAGAGCUCCAGACGCCUGAUUGGUCAGAUCCACCUCGAGAAGGGCAGAACCUCAGAAAACGAGCAUUGGAAGUUGAUGAUGCAAUCACUGCGACAGCCAAUCGCCAAGUGGCAUUUCAUCCUCAUCUGAAUACACUUUAUUCACGUCUGCACUUGCGUGCACCAAUUGGAAGUCUGAUUUGCUGUGGAAGAUUUUUAUAUUAUAUAUAAUGUUAUCGACUCAAUAAUCGCAUUUUGUGCUGCAUAGGUAACAGGAAGAACUCUAGAUAGAUAGCAAAUGUUGGUCCCUUUGCAAUGACAAUGAUAUAAGAGACUUUUAGGCCAUUGUAGCGUGUGCUGUUGGCAUGUUACCAGUUGCGUCCACAAGAUGGCUCUCUAACACUUUUAGACUCGAAGCUUAUCCGUCUGCUUAUUUUUCUAUUUAACAAUUUUUGAAUACCAUGUUCAUAAUUCCACAGAGAAGACUAUGUCAUAUAUGGAUAGUGAAUGAUGUUCAUUAUAAUGCUUCAUCAGAGUGAUUGAGUGAUGUCAUUUGAGUGGCUGUCAUUUGACUUAUCCAGUCUGAAAUAAAACACUAUUUUUGUAAACUUUAUCCUUCAUCCUGUGUCUGUAAAUUGUGAACUGUACACUAACACCAACUUUACACUUGUGGACUGAAGAAAAAUGAAAACACGGCAGUCAUAAUGAAAUCUCAGAUAGAUUUCUAUGACAAAAGCUGUGGCUUAUAAUAUAACACACAUCACCCAUCAGUUCAAAGUACUAAAACACUAUCUGAGGUU